ACCGGGCAGCCCAUCAGCUCUGAGGACGGAGACUCCCACCCAGCUGUGUCCCUCCUCAGCUCUACAGAGCAUGAUACAUGAGGGAUAUUUCUGACUUCAGCGAACAUGAAUGAGAUCAAGAUCGCUGUGCUGGGCAGUGAAGGUGUCGGAAAAUCAGCUCUCAUCGUCCGGUUCCUCACAAGGCGCUUUAUCGGCGAGUAUGCUUCUUCCUCAGAGUGCAUAUACAGGAAGCGUCUGUCUGUGGAUGGGAGGCAGAUUAAUCUUGAGCUCUAUGACCCUUGCUCUCAGUCUUGUGAGGGUAAGUCUACUUUAAACAACCAGAUCCACUGGGCUGAUGGUUUUGUUGUGGUCUAUGAUAUCAGUGACCGCUCAUCCUUCCUUACUGCCAAAGCCAUAGUCCACCUCAUCAGAGAGCCACACCUGGGAACUGCCAAAAGGGAUGUGGACUCAUUCAUAUUUUUAGUGGGUAACAAACAGGACCUUUGCCACAUGAGAGAGGUGCGGUGUGACGAAGGUCAGUGUCUGGCUGCUGAGUUUCACUGCCAGUUCUACGAGCUGUCGGCAGCUGACCACUACCAGGAGGUGGCCCUCAUAUUCUUCAAGAUGGUGCAAAACGCUAGCCUGGGCAGCAAGGCCAAGGAGCGCAGGAGACGCCCCAGCGGUUCCAAGUCCAUGGUCAAACUCAUCAACAACGUCUUUGGCAAGAGGAGGAAAUCAGUGUGAAGUGUCAAAUACUAGGACAGCUGUCAGUCAAGCCUGGAACAAUGGGACUGGACUGAAACACACCCUCUGACUUGGCUUUGUAUUUGAUUGUUUGGUGUUGCUAUUGAUUAACAUUAAACUGACAUUUGUAUGUGUAAAUAGGUAUUUGUGUGCUGUAACAGAAGCACACAGCACCUACUAACGGAGCCUGCUUGCUGCUUACUUCCACUAAUUCAUGCUUUUGCUCUUAAAGAUCAUUAAAAGCUUUUCAU
Molecule: messenger RNA, 974 nt
Organism: Dicentrarchus labrax (European seabass)
Lineage: Eukaryota; Metazoa; Chordata; Actinopteri; Moronidae
Gene: rergla
Product: RERG/RAS-like a
Exons: 5
Coding region: 106-723 (205 amino acids)
Molecular function (GO): GTP binding; GTPase activity
Source: RefSeq, a predicted model, not a curated record